UCACUGUCCCCUCCCAUUCCAUUUCACCCACCUGCAGCAGGGUAGAUACUUCCCUUUCCUGUCAACCCUUCCUCUUCACACACUUUUGUCCUAAGACCUUCUUCUCAACGUUGUCUGCUACACCUCGUCUUCAUUCAUAGGUUUCCCAAGAUCUUUGCUCUUUUUGUGAUAAUGAAUAUCUCGAUUAGCGAUGGACCCUGAAGAGUGAAAUACCUAGGCUUCAAUGAGAUUCGAAGUGUUUAAGUGGACGAAUGAGCGUUUGGCCCUGGCGUUAAGGAAUGUCAUUUGGAGGGACCCACGUUCAAGAGUCCUGAGAUUAUUUUCUAAGCCAGCGUGCCUUUCUCUCAGUUAAGGGCUCUGUGCUGUAGGAAAGUGUCUUGACAUCUUCAUCCAUUUUUGUUGUGCUAGCAUAACUGUUUUUGCUUUAUUUGCCACUUAGCCUUCCUCACCACAUCUCUGUCCAUCACCUACUUGUGCUACAAGAGCCCAGAAUGAAAACCGAUGACAAAGUAACAGGCAUAAUCACAGAUCGUCCUUUUUUUUCCUUUUACUAAGCCAAAAUUUCGGCAAGCUUAAUACUUAUUUUUCCAUAAAAGUUAACCUUUUUGGUUAUUUUCAGAGUUUAAGUGGUAAGGAAAGAAGCAAAAACAGAAUGCACUUAAUACAGAUAGCACAUUUAUCUUGUGAAUAUCUUAAAUUAUUAAAUACAAGUUAGUUCCCUUUAUAAAAAAUGGCUUGUUCUGUAAUUCUUACUGGUUAUCCCACUGAGUCUGAUUGUCUCCAACCAGUUCAAUGUGAGAUUAUUACACAAAAGACGAACAGGAACAGACACGCAGGAGUGUUUUAUUAUAAAUCAUCUGUCAUUUUUGAGGAUUUUCGAUAGCCACUGAAACCUCACAUCUGUAUCCCCUUUAUACUUUUUAAAGUUCUUUCAUAACUUGCCUUUAGUGUAUGUCUAGAUACCAGGCUUUACACUGCUGUCAGGAUAUUCUGUUGAGGAAAUUGGGCUCCAUAUCUCGGCAAUCAUUUUUUAAUUUUGAUAAUGUAAAUUGCACACAAAAUAGUUUUGGCAUUACGCAUUAUCCCCCCAAAAAUAAUGUUUCUGAAUUAGUUUUAAGUACUCUUUUGGGACUUUUUAGAUCUGAUCUUUUUGGCCACAUUUACAAUUUGAUUAACGAUCAACAGCCUUAUAUCUUAUUUCGUUAUCCUGGUGAGCAGGAUUGAAUGGUGAUGAAAGGAAAGACUCCUGUGAGAAGAGAGAGAAUGAGCAUAGGGAUCUAUGCUUGAAGUUGAGUCCUUUGAAAAAGAUCUCUUUGAAUGUGGAAGAGAUCUGGGCAGAUGAAAAUACAAUCAGGAAAAUGCAACAUGGCAGCAGCAAUGGAAACAGAACAGCUGGGUGUUGAGAUCUUUGAAACUGCAGAGUGUGAGGAGAAUAUCGAAUCACAAGAUCAGCCUAAAUUGGAGCCAUUUUAUGUUGAGCGAUAUUCGUGGAGUCAGCUUAAAAAGCUGCUCGCUGAUACCAGAAAGUAUCAUGGCUACAUGAUGGCUAAGGCACCUCAUGAUUUCAUGUUUGUGAAGAGGAGCGAUCCAGAUGGGCCUCAUUCGGACCGGAUCUAUUACCUUGCCAUGUCUGGUGAGAACAGGGAAAAUACACUGUUUUAUUCUGAAAUUCCCAAAACCAUCAACAAAGCAGCAGUCUUAAUGCUCUCUUGGAAGCCUCUUUUGGAUCUUUUUCAGGCAACACUGGACUAUGGGAUGUACUCUCGAGAAGAAGAACUAUUAAGAGAAAGAAAACGCAUUGGAACAGUUGGAAUUGCUUCUUACGAUUAUCACCAAGGAAGUGGAACAUUUCUGUUUCAAGCUGGUAGUGGAAUUUAUCAUGUAAAAGAUGGAGGGCCGCAAGGAUUUACCCAACAACCCUUACGACCCAAUUUAGUGGAGACUAGUUGUCCCAACAUACGGAUGGACCCAAAAUUAUGCCCUGCUGAUCCAGACUGGAUUGCUUUUAUACAUAGCAGUGAUAUUUGGGUAUCCAACAUCGUAACCAGAGAGGAGAGGAGGCUCACCUACGUGCACAAUGAGCUAGCCAACAUGGAAGAGGAUCCCAGAUCAGCCGGAGUUGCUACCUUUGUUCUUCAAGAAGAAUUUGAUAGAUAUUCUGGCUAUUGGUGGUGUCCAACAGCUGAAUUAGCUCCCAGUGGUGGCAAAAUUCUGAGAAUUCUCUAUGAAGAAAAUGAUGAAUCUGAGGUGGAAAUUAUUCAUGUUACAUCCCCUAUGUUGGAAACAAGAAGGGCAGAUGCAUUCCGUUAUCCUAAAACAGGUACAGUACCCAUUGGCAUUCACACACAUGCUGGUACUGAUUUUUUGUUGUUGGUGUUUUGGCAGAUCCAAGUUGAUGAAGUCAGAAAGCUGGUAUAUUUUGAAGGCACCAAAGACUCCCCUUUAGAACAUCACCUGUACGUGGUCAGUUAUGCAAAUCCCGGAGAGGUGACAAGGCUGACCGACCGUGGCUACUCCCACUCUUGCUGCAUCAGCGGGCAUUGUGACUUCUUUAUAAGUAAGUAUAGUAACCAGAAGAAUCCACACUGUGUGUCCCUUUACAAGCUAUCAAAUACUGAAGAUGACCCAACUUGCAGAACAAAGGAAUUCUGGGCCACCAUUUUGGAUUCAGCAGGUCCUCUUCCUGACUACACCCCUCCGGAAAUCUUCUCUUUUGAAAGUACUACUGGAUUUACAUUGUAUGGGAUGCUAUACAAGCCUCAUGAUCUGCAACCUGGAAAGAAAUACCCCACUGUGCUGUUCAUAUAUGGGGGUCCUCAGGUGCAGUUGGUGAAUAAUCGGUUUAAAGGAGUCAAGUACUUCCGCUUGAAUACCCUCGCCUCUCUGGGUUACGUGGUGGUGGUGAUAGACAACAGGGGGUCCUGCCACCGAGGGCUGAAAUUCGAAGGCGCCUUUAAAUAUAAAAUGGGUCAAAUAGAAAUUGAUGAUCAAGUGGAAGGACUCCAGUAUCUAGCUUCUCAGUAUGAUUUCAUCGACUUAGAGCGUGUGGGCAUCCAUGGCUGGUCCUAUGGAGGAUACCUCUCCCUGAUGGCAUUAAUGCAGAGGUCAGAUAUCUUCAGGGUCGCUAUUGCUGGGGCCCCAGUCACGCUGUGGAUCUUCUAUGAUACGGGAUACACGGAACGUUACAUGGGCCAUCCUGACCAGAAUGAGCAGGGCUAUUACUUAGGAUCUGUGGCCAUGCAGGCAGAAAAGUUCCCUUCUGAGCCGAAUCGUUUACUCCUCUUGCAUGGGUUCUUGGAUGAGAAUGUCCAUUUUGCACACACCAGUAUAUUACUGAGUUUUUUAGUGAGGGCUGGAAAGCCAUAUGAUUUGCAGAUCUAUCCUCAGGAGAGACACAGCAUAAGAGUUCCUGAGUCUGGAGAACAUUAUGAACUGCAUCUUUUGCACUACCUUCAAGAAAACCUUGGAUCCCGCAUGGCUGCUCUGAAAGUGAUAUAAUGUUGGCCUUUGCAGAACUCUGUUAAACAUGCUGCUUAACGAAAUGAGGAGGUUAAUCAAUAGAGAACAGAGAACUGAGCAUCACAUUUGGUACCUGCCACAUAACAUCUGCUUCUGGAAGUAAAUUUGGUGCCACGCAGGUGUCUACAGCUUGUGGUAGUAAUCUAAUACCUUAACCAUACAUACACAAAAUUGAAUGCACAUAUUUCUAAGGGACCCAGCAAUACCAGGAGAAUUACUGAAAGAAAUAAGGCAUUAGCAUACAUAUCCAUACUACCCUGUUUUUACUUUUAAAAGCAUUAUAAAUCUUACGGAUUUAAUUAGUGUAUUUUUACAGUAUAUUUCUGAGUUUGUUAAAAUAUGAUAUUAGUGAUUGGUUUGGUUCAAUUCCAGAAUCUCUGACUAGUUACAGAUUUGAUAGCACUUAAAUGUAAUUGAUGCUUCUGCUUCGUUGCCUGGGGUGUACCAGCAUGUUAUGAACUAAUCACUAUUAAACCUAUGGCUUAACCAGUCAGUAAUGAUUUUCAAGGAUAACUUAGCGGCCUUCUGAAGACUUAAUGUUGGUUCAUUGAAGCUCUGACCAGUUUUUAACCAGUUUAACUGUAUCUGGUAUAAACAGUUCUCAUUUUUCUUUGAUGGUAUGACAGAGUGGGUUUUUCCUUUUGCAUAAAGGCAAAUAACUGUGUAUGUAGCAUGGAUUUAAUUUGUCUUAUAAUAUUGAUAAUUGCAGGCAGAGAAAUUUUAAUCAAAUGAUUAGAGCUUAAAUAUUUGCAGGCAGUUUCCCCCCACUUAGGAAAAGGUAAAAGUACACACUCGGGUUCUUCAGAAAAUGUAGUGGCGCCUGUUUCCGCUUGGUAUUUCCUGAUUAAAACAUGGCAGAGUUUUUGGGAGGUAGAAGAAGGGAAUCGUAGUGGGCUGGGGGAAUUGAUGGAGAGGAAGAGGCAAGGAUCUGCUUAAGAACUAAGCAGAAGCCUAAUUUAACGAAAAGAGACUCGUGAAAAAGGUUUGGGUUUUUGGGAGUUUAAGAAAUCACUCUCUUGCCAACACAGCUACGGACUGAUUUUAUUCAGGGGAGGAAAAGUUCCUUAGAGUUACUUUUAUUAUUAUUUUUCUUUUUCUUCUUAACUUUGGAACCUUACAAAUUGAAACUUUUUCAUUUUUAAAUUAUUUGAGCAUAAAGAGCUAUUUAAAUAUUAGGAGCUUAAAAUAAAAAGGUUUCCAGAAGACAAGUUUAACAUAAGCUGAUCCCCGGCAAGCCGUGGCUCUCUUUUUCAGUAUUUAAAGCCUGUGAACAGUUUCCCUGAAUGUCCAUGACAUGUUCCUGGCCUCUCUCUAACACUAGACUGUUAAGGAAGCUCAUUGGCUUUCAGGUGCUGAUUGGAAUCUGUCCUCUUGGAGUCUGGGGGUACUGCAUAGGUCCCGUUGGAGCCAGUGGCAAAGAAGGCAUCUAUGGAUGUGACGCUUUAAUCACACAAGACUCGGUGUUUGGAAAGUUGUUACCAGUACUUUUAAGCAACAGUCCAAGAAAAAUCACUCUCUAUUUUCUCUCACCACUAGAGAGAGAGUAGAUUUCCUCCACACCACUAGAGAGAGAGUAGAUUUCCUCCACAGAGAGCACAGCUCCGUUAGUAAGGAUGGUGACUCUGGCAGAGGUGGAUUGAUCGCUGAAGGCCAGGUGGGAGGUGGCAGCAGCCCAGAAAUGGCAGGGUGACCUGGUGGUUCUGCCCUUGGGGAGGAGAUUGGGUUUUACUGUUUGUAUAUUUAUACUGUAUCAUAGAUACAAUACUUUUCCUUAUUAUCUGUGUAUAUAUUAAUUUUCAUGUUUAUGAUAUUUUC
Messenger RNA from Trichechus manatus latirostris (Florida manatee), 5334 nucleotides. It is a transcript of the gene DPP8, whose product is annotated as dipeptidyl peptidase 8. The transcript has 15 exons. NCBI's taxonomy places the organism in Eukaryota, Metazoa, Chordata, Mammalia, Sirenia, Trichechidae. Gene Ontology annotation, biological process: proteolysis. Gene Ontology annotation, molecular function: serine-type peptidase activity; dipeptidyl-peptidase activity. The coding region runs from base 1318 to 3498 and encodes 726 amino acids. The record is from RefSeq and is a predicted model, not a curated record.